AUGUCUGAAAGAAGAAUUUCUCAGGACGAUGAUGGGGCCUCGCUGUUGUCCAAGCUGGGCUCGGACUCUCCUCGGCCUAGGAUGAAAUACGGUGGCAUGUUCUGCAAUGUGGAAGGAGCUUUUGAGAACAAAACACUGAACUUUGAGUCGCUCAGCCCGCUGACGCAGCGACGCAGAUCUGAACGCACAGGAGGAGACGCACCGAGAGGAGGAGGGCAGACUGUGGUGUACCCUUCCGGACAUGCUCGGGACACAAUUGAGGGCAACUGUCUGAUCAUAAAAGGAGGAAAGAUAGUCAAUGAUGACCAGUCGUUUUUUGCUGACGUUUACAUCGAGGACGGAACCAUUAAACAGAUUGGGGAGAACUUGAUUGUUCCUGCGGCCGUGAAAACGAUUGAUGCUUAUGGUCAGCUAGUCAUCCCGGGAGGAAUCGAUGCCAACACCAACUUGCAUGCCGUCCAGAAAGGUUUCUAUCCCUCUGAUGACUUCUACCAAGGAACGAGAGCGGCACUCGCUGGAGGAACCACCAUGAUCAUGGACCAUGUCCUGCCAGAGCCAGGGACUAGUCUACUGUCAGCGUUUGAGAAAUGGAGGGACGCUGCCGACCAGGGGGCGUGCUGUGACUUCUCCUUCCAUGUUGAUGUCACGCACUGGCAUGAUGAACUUCAUGAGGAGUUGGAGGUUCUUGUGAAGGACAAAGGUGUUAACUCCUUCCUGUUUUUCAUGACCUACAAGGACAAAUACCAGAGCUCUGACUCACAGCUUUAUGAGGCUUUUGGUGUCCUCAGGGAGCUGGGUGCUGUGGCCCAGGUACAUGCAGAGAAUGGUGACAUUAUUGAUGAGGAACAAAAGAGGAUCCUCAAUCUUGGCAUUACUGGACCUGAAGGACAUGUCCUGUCUCACCCUGAGGAGGUGGAGGCCGAGGCAGUCUACCGAGCUGUGACUAUUGCAAAACAAACCAAUUGUCCGCUUUAUGUCACGAAGGUGAUGAGCAAAUCUGCUGCAGAUGUGAUUGCCAAAGCCCGCAAAAAAGGGAUUGUGGUGUACGGGGAGCCAAUCACAGCCAGCCUGGCAGUGGACGGCUCUCACUAUUGGUCCAAAGACUGGGCUACAGCUGCUGCCCUGGUGAUGAGCCCGCCUCUCAACCCUGAUCCUUCAACUCCGCAGUACCUAAGCUCUCUCUUGGCGUGCGGUGACCUCCAGGUGACUUCCAGUGCUCAAGCUAGCUUCUCCACUGCUCAGAAGGCAGUGGGUAAAGAUGAUUUUACUCUUAUACCAGAAGGAACCAAUGGAAUUGAGGAGAGGAUGUCGGUGGUUUGGGACAGAAUUGUGUGCACUGGGAAGAUUGAUGAGAAUGACUUUGUCGCCGUGACAAGUACCAAUGCUGCAAAACUCUUCAACCUUUACCCUCGCAAAGGACGAAUUGCUGUUGGCUCCGAUGCUGACAUUGUCAUUUGGAACCCAAAAGACACCAGAACUGUUUCUGCAAAAACUCACAACUUGACUGUGGAGCUGAACGUCCUUGAGGGUUUGGAGUUUCAUGGUGUUGCCUCAGUGGUGAUCUCCAGUGGUCGGGUGGUUCUGGAGGAUGGAAAACUAAAUGUUACAGAAGGUUCAGGGCGCUUCAUUCCGAGAAAAGCCUUCCCUGACACUGCGUAUCGGAGGAUCAGAGCUCGCAGCAAGAUGGCAGAGAAUCACAGUGUUCCUCGUGGGAUCUAUGAUGGUCCAGUCCAUGAUGUAAUGAGUAUGAACAAAUCGCCAAUGCCCACACGGACCACCAAAGCACCCCUUUGUUCUAUAAUCCAGACUUGCCCCCGAAACCUCCAUCAAUCAGGAUUUACUUUGGCUGGAGCUCAAGUCGAUGAUCAUGUUCCUCGACGGUCUGUACAGAGGAUUGUGGCGCCACCUGGUGGACGGUCAAACAUUACAUCCCUCUCUUAAAUAAUGACUGUUGCUUGAAAUGUUCAACUUCAAACAUUUUGGCUUAAAAUCUAUGCGCAUGCAAUUAGUGAACAAGUUACAUACCAAGUAGUCACCCUAAAUUUCCAUAUGAAUCCCUCAACAAGAAGACAUUCCUAACCCAAAACCCUCACAACUCCAACAAAUUAAUAAUCAUUGAAGUCAUAGUUUCACUUGAUAUUCAAUCAAUAUUGCAUUUUGUCUACAGAUAUUCCAAAAAAACAGUAAUACAGUCGUAUUACGUCCCUCUCCACUUUUCCCUUCACUCUAUCAUGGUUUUCAAAAUACACUCCUGAUCAAAAUCUUAAGACCAGUUGAAAAAUUGCUAGAAUUUGCAUUUUUCACAUUUGGAUCUUAAUUUUAAGUAGAGCUACAAUAUGGAAAAAGAAGAAGGGGGAGUGAGACAAAAAGCAUUUUCCAUCCAUUUUCUAUGCCGCUCCUCCUCAUUAGGGUUGUGGGGGUAUGCUGGAGCCUAUCCCAGCUGACUUCGGCCGACAGGCGGUGGUACACCAGCCAAUCACAGGGCACAUAUAGACAAACAACCAUUCACACUCACAUUCAUACCUAUGGACAAUUUAGAGUCUCCAAUUAACCUAACAUGCAUGUUUUUGGAAUGUGGGAGGAAACCGGAGUACCCGGAGAAAACCCACACGCACACGGGGAGAACAUGCAAACUCCACACAGAAAAUGCCCAACGGAGAUUUGAACCCAAGUCAGAUCUCUAGCCUGUGACUGUGCGGCCAACAUGCUAACCACUGGACCACCGUGUGGCCACAAAAAGCAUUUUGAAAAAUUAAUUUAUUAAAAACAGCAAUUAAACUGAAAUAGGCUGUUUAUCAGCUGAUCAAAAGUUUAAGACCAUCGCUCAAAAAAUAACAUUGCUCCAAGUGGUGAAGAUGGCUUCACCAAGGGCAUCAACAGUCUGAAACUAAUGGCCAUUUUUAUAAACUUCCCUUGCCAUCCAUCCCCAAAUGUUCUCUAUGGGAUUUAAAUGAGGGGAACAUGCAGGAUGGUCCAAAAGAGUGAUGUUAUUCUCCCUGAAGAAGUCCUUGGUCAAGUGAGCAUUGUGAACUGCAGCGUUGUCCUGUUGAAGAACCCAGCUGUUACCACACAGACGAGGGCCCUCAGUCAUGAGGGAUGCCCGCUGCAACAUCUGCACGUAAGCGGCCGCCGUUUGAUGGCCCUGCACCACCUGAAGCUCCAGUGUUCCACUGAAUGAAAAAGCACCCCAGACCAUGAUGGACCCCCUCCACUGUGCUGGGUAGAAAACAUCUCAGGUGGGAUCUCCUUGUCAUGCCAGUAAUGUUGGAAGCCAUCUGGACCGUCAAGGUUACAUUUUUUCUCAUCAGAGAAUAAAACUUUUUCCCACCUUUCAAUGUCCCAUGUUUGAUGCUCCCUGGCAACGUCUAAACGGGCAGUUUUGUGGUGUUGAAGGAGACGAGGUCUGCCAUGGAGGGAGUCCGGGAGGCGCAAUUUGACUGCUACACGGUUGAUAAUCCUUGUAAUGGGGUACGGGCCGACAAAUCUUGGGGAGAGUUUUUAGGAAUCCACCGCCAGGGGAAUAUCGCGGGAGGACAGCCAUACCUUCUGGCCCACCUGGUAGCGAGGUGCAGGUGUGCGGUGGCGGUUGGCCACCCUCUGGUUCCGCUCAGAUGUCCUAGAGAGAGCGGUCCUCGUGUUGCGCCAGGCCAGACGUGCUCAGCGUAGGUGUGCUGUCACCGAUGGAACUCUGGCUUCCGAGUCUUGGGAGGGGAAUGUAGGUGGCUGAAAGCCGUAAGCAGUGUGAAGGGGAUAAUCCAGUGUCUGAGCUGAUGAAGGUGUUGUGUGCGUAUUCUCUCCAGGGAAGAUCUGAGGACCAUGUAGCAGGCUGCUGGUGGUACACGCACUGGAUGGCUGCCUCCAGGUCCUGGUUGGUUCGUUCCGUUUGUCCGUUGCUCUGGGGGUGGUAACCAGAGGAUAAGCAAGGUGUAGCGCCCAAGGUCUUGCAAAAGGCCCUCCAAACCGCCGACGUGAACUGGGGGCCCCUGUCGGACACCACUUCCGUACGGAUGCCGUGAAGGCGGAACACGUGGCGGACCAGGAGUUGUGCGGUCUCCAAUGCAGAUGGUAACUUUGGUAGGGCCACAAAGUGUGCCAUUUUGUUUCCCCUGGAGGAGAGCAGGCCAGUAAUGAAAUCUAGGGCGAUGUGGGACCAAGGCCAGGAUGGGGGUUGGUGGGAGGCCUUGUUACGGGAACACACAGCGCAGGCAGCCACGAACCACUUGGCGUCCCCUAGGAGCGUGGGCCACCAAAAACGCUGCCUGCGGCGGAAGACGGUGCGGUUCACGCCUGGGUGACAGGCCAGCUUGGACCCAUGAGCCCAGCACAGUACCUCCGAGCGGAGUCUGGGGAUGACAAAGAGGCGUCCAGGAGGGCAUUUGUUGGGAGGUGUGACCGUCUUGAGGGGCUCUUUGACCCGCUUCUCUAUGUCCCACUGUAGAGCUCCGAUGAUGUGUGAACCCGGGACGAUGGGUUCUUGGAGGGUAGGUUCAGCGGGAGGGGCAUGGAUGCGAGAGAGGGUGUCCGGCUUGACAUUCUGGGACCCCGGACGGAAGGUGAUUAUAACCUGGCUUGACGGGGGUGUGUCUCUGUGCUGAGCUUAGGUAGGCCAAGUUUUUGUGGUCUGUGAGUACAGUGAAAGGAAGUUCCUUUCCCUCAAGCCAGUGCCUCCACUCUUGAAGGGCCAGGACAACGGCCAGGAGUUCCCCAUUGCCAAUGUCAUAGUUCCUUUCUGCCGGUGUCAGGCGUCUAGAGAAGAAGGCGCAGGUGUGCAGCUUCUGGUCGGUGGCCAAACGCUGGGAAAAGACGGCCCCCACGCCGGAAUUGGAGGCGUCCACCUCGACAAAGAACGAGACGGAGGGGUUAGGGUGAAUUAAGACAGGUGCGGAAGUGAAGAGUGAUUUGAGUUUGGUGAAAGCGGACUCAGCCUCUGGGGUCCAGGAAAAAGGGAUCUUUGGGGAUGUGAGCUUAGUCAAAGGUUCUGCGUUAGCGAAGUUAGUGAAUCCCAGAAACCUUUGUAAAUGCUUCUUUGAUAUAGGAGCAGGCCAGACAACCACAGCCUGAAUCUUGGCAGGGUCAACUCUGAGCUGGCCUUUCUCCACAAUGAAUCCUAGGAAGGGAAUGGAGGCCGAGUGGAACAAACAUUUUUCGGCUUUGGCAAAUAAUCUAUUUUGCAGUCGUCUUUGGAGGACCAGGCGUACAUGGUGGAUAUGCGGAAAAAAUAAGAAUUUCGUAUAGGUUAGUGAAGAUAAAACGGCUAAGCAUGUCCCGUAGGACAUCAUUAAUGAGGUUUUAGAAGACGGCGGGGGCGUUGGCAUUGCCCGAGUGGUGUAUUGAAUGCCGUCUUCGAUUCAUCUCCCUCGCGGAUGCGCACGAGGUGGUCGGCGUUCCGGAGAUCUAAUUUAGAGAAAAAUCUGGCGGCAUGUAGUGAAGUGAAGGCUCAGUCCAAAAGGGGUAAUGGGUAUUUAUUUUUAACAGUAAUUUGAUUGAGCACUCUAAAAUCAAUGCAUGGGCGUAAUGAUUUGUCCUUUUUCUCAACGAAAAAAACCCAGCGGCGACAGGAGAGGAGGAGGGACGGAUGAGAUUAGCGGAUAAAGAGGACGAGAUGUAUUCCUCAAGUGUUUUGAGCUCCGAUUUGGAAAUGUUAUAUAGACGAGAGGAUGGCAACGCAGUCCGCAGCAGGAGGUUGAUACUGCAGUCGUACGGGCGAUCGGGGGGAGAGACAGCGCCAUAUCUUUACUAAAAACUGCUUUUAGGUCAUGAUAGACGGACGGAACAGAGGAGAGAUCGAUGAAUUCAGGCUGGGGAGUGUGCGGCGAGAGGCGGUUGAUUAUGUUAGAACAGGGCCAGUCUAUAUGAGGGUUGUGUUUCGUGAGCCAGGUAAGCCCGAGAACGAUGGGUGCGGAACGAGAGGGAAUGAUAAAAAAUUUCAACAGCUCAAGGUGGUUGCCAGAUAGUCGGAGCUCAAGCGGAAUGGUCUAGUCUAGUGUGGACUAGGGCGGGCAUUGCGUCGAGGAGCCUGGGAGGGACGAAUGGGACAGCUGGGGAGUGCAUGGUCCAGCUUACCGCAGUAGAUGCACAGACGUAGACGCCGCCGUCUCUCCCUCUCUGCCACGAUGAGUCUCCCUCCUCCCAACUGCAUGAGUUCCUCCGUUGUCCAGGUAGGCGUGGCGUCGGUCAUGGCACGCGGGCUGGCGUGGUUGCUGUGGCUCCCCGGCGUAGUCCUCAGGAAGGUGAUCUUGCAGAGUCUACAGCGCUGGUCAAGCUCCUCCCCGUGGUCGCUGAGUCGCUUGUCGAUCCGUGUUGCCAGCUCGAUUAGGUCAUCCAAGUUUGACGGGCAAUGCCAGCGGUCUCAUAUGAACCCUGAUGUGCUCCAACAGCCUGAGGAAAAAUGCGUCCAGGAGCGCGGCCAUGUUUCAGUCAGUCUCCGAGGCCAGGAUGCGGAACUCUAUGACGUAGUCAGAAACUCGCCACUACCCCUGGCGUAGCGUGAGAAGAGCCCGAGCUGCCUCUCUGCCCGGCGGGCUGCGCUGGAACACUUGUUGCAGUCCCCUAGCGAAGGCAAGAUAGGUCAUGCUGGAGGGGGCACGGCAAUUCCACUCCGCCGUGGCCCAUGCGCUGGCUCGACCCGUAAGGUGGGAGACGACGAAGGCCACCUUGGCACGUUCAGUGGGGAAGGUGGCGGCGUGCAGCUCAAAGUGCAGCUCAUACUGCAUGAGGAAGGGGCGGACCUCGCCCGAGUCCCCUGAAAACCUUUCCGGUCUUGACAGCGGCGUGCCGGAGGUGAGGGUGACUUGAACUGGCAGUGUGGGUGGGCUGGCAGGUGUGGAGUCGUGGCCUGGGGGAAACGCCGCGAGCAGCGUGUUGAGGCGGGAGCCCAGACUCUCCAUCGUUGCCUCCUGGCGCGCCAACAACUCCUGGAGGUACUGUAUGUUCCCAGGGCGCUGAGCUGCUCCUCCUGUUUGCCCAAGCGCUGCGCAGGGCCUUCUUCACUGGGUCUGGCUCCGUGUGGUCCAUCUUACUGGCCGGUUUCUUCUGUUAUGCUUGCGUGUGUGGAGGACCACAGUAUACGGAGGCAAGAUGAGCGGAUGACUGUUCUUUAAUUGGUUUUCAGCGUGGAGAUAAUCACAGGAGUAAACAGAAAGCGCUGGAGUCCGCAGCUUGCGCAGCACCAGGGAAAAAAGGUUCUAAACACAAAAACUUGCAAAAGGACAGGUCACGGGACAACUGGAACACCCAGCUGUGGAAACGCCGAAUCUUGAAAGGCUUGAGCAAUUUGGCGAGCUGCGAGUGCGCUGUCAUGGACGUCAUGGAAGGAACCGGCGUCUCACAGCUGCCCCUACUCAGUGUUAAAUAGGGAGAAGGAAAAUUAGCCGCAGGUGUGUCCAGUUGUCCUGGCUCCUGCUGCACGCCCAGCUGUGGAAGAGAGAGAGAACAGGGAGCAGCAGCAGGUGACCGUAACAAUGACUGUCUUACUGCUCCCAACCUCAGCAGCCAUGGCACGCUGCAAGAGGCCUUGCUUAUGCAGCUCCACAAUCCCACCAGAAAAAGAGAAAAGAGAAAAAGAGAAAGCUUCUUAGCUUUACCAUCAGGAGGGCAUGACAGUGUGAAUGCCUGACAGAAAAUGAACAUUUUGAACAGAUUUUGGCUUUUAUAGCCUGUGGUCUUAAACUUUUGAUCAGGUGAAAACAGCCAAUCAGUUUAAUUGUUGUUUUCAAUAAAUUACUUUUUCAAAGUGCUUUUUGUCUCACUCCCCCUUCUUGUUUUUGCAUAUUGUAGCUCUACUUAAAACCUCAUUAAGAUCCAAAUGUGCAAAAUGCAAAUUCCUGAUUUUGAUCAGGUGUGUAUAUACAUUUUAAAAAAAUCAUCACUGUUUUGUGGUUGACAACCACCUAUUUUUAAAGAAAAAUAUGCAUAUUUAAGCAAAUUUGAUGUAUUUUUGGCCUAAAUUAAGCAUUUUCAAGCGUAAAAAUUGCUAAAUGAAGAGAGGACAAUACUGUACUCACACAUUCAAUCUACAUAGCAUCAUGAUCGAACAAGUUGCAGUAUUGUCACAGGUUAGUGGUUAUGUAUGAGAACUGUGUGUGUGUGUGUGUGAUUAUAAUGUACAAGUACGUAAGUUAAGUAUUAUUACUAUCUAAGCGCUCCCGGCCGUGGACGGGCUCUUUCCGGUUGCUGGGGCCUGUUGGUGCGUGGCCCCCAGUGCCCGUCUGCCCUCAUACAUUCUCAGUGGCAAUUACACGUUCACACACACACACACACACACACACGCAUAUUUAUAUACAUGAAGACAUGCACAUAUACACAGAGAUACCUGUACAUGCAUACAUAUACACACUCACAGUACAUACGUACUCCUUACAUAUUGUACUCCUUACAUAAGUCACUGAUUUAUCCGGGGUGUUAUUAUGUCGGUUUUAUUACAGUGAUGGUGAUGUCGGAUAUAUGAUUAUAGUUGUGUGCAUUACAGUUAUUGUCAUUCUGUUCACUAUUAUGGUUGGUAAUUUCAUUACUACUAUUACCACUAAUAUGUAUGACUGUUUCAAUUCAGUAUUAUCAUUGUGGUUGUUGAUAUUAUUUUGUCCUCUCCAUCAUGGUCUUUAUGGCCGUGACAAACAUUUGUUGAUGUAGUCCUGUUAGUUUCUGUUGUUUUGUUAUUGUCAUCACAAUUGUUGUUGUUGCUGUUGUUCUUGUCUCUCUCUGUAUUUUCGCCCUCUUGUCCCUGCACUCUCCCCUCUGUUUUCUUUUCUCUUCUUCUCUAUCCCCUCCUGCUCCGGUCUGGCUGCUCCACAUUUUCAUAACAGCAAAACAUCAAAUGAAGUGAAAUAAAUUCUGUACAACUGGGGAAGAGUAUCUUACACUUUUCCCUGGCAGAGCAAAUCUGUUGAGCACGUAAGGGCAUUUAGAUCAACAAUACCAUCUGCCCUAAUGGCUGGACAGGACCAA
Molecule: messenger RNA, 8943 nt
Organism: Dunckerocampus dactyliophorus (ringed pipefish)
Lineage: Eukaryota; Metazoa; Chordata; Actinopteri; Syngnathiformes; Syngnathidae
Product: dihydropyrimidinase-related protein 4-like
Exons: 15
Coding region: 1-1941 (646 amino acids)
Cellular component (GO): cytosol; cytoplasm
Molecular function (GO): hydrolase activity, acting on carbon-nitrogen (but not peptide) bonds, in cyclic amides
Source: RefSeq, a predicted model, not a curated record